AUCCACCUUGACCGUUCCUUCCCACACUGACCUCUCACAUGACUGGGUAACUUUGCUGCUACCCAACAUGAGGUCGUUUUCUCUUUUCACAAGUGCCAUUGCGGCAUUGUCGAGCUUCGCAAGCGCCGAAUUAAACCUCUCUGAACCGCUGCGGUCGAAGCAGGUGCUUCCCAGCACAUUCAAGCCUCCACAGGUCUUCAAGAAUGCCCAUUUGGUCAGGACUACCAACUUGGACAAAGCUUACCCCAGGGAAACAGUCAAUGUCCUCAUUGAGAAUAUCGACUCGAAGCCGCAGUCGGAAUACUAUGUUCCAUUCGACACAAGUUUGUUGUCCAAGGUUGGAGGAUUUGAAGUAAGAGACAAGAAGAAUGCAGCAGCAGGGACAUUCAAAGUCGAAGUUGUCGGCCUCGACCAGGACAGCACAACCGAAUUCUACCUUGUCCACCUCCCGGAGCCUUUGGCACCUGGGAAACAGCAGACAAUCAGCAUCUCCUACUCGGUCCUCUCCUCCCUCAAGCCCGUCCCCUCCGAGCUCGCCCAGACAGCGAAGCAGUACCUCCAAUACACCUUCAGCGCCUACACGCCCUCUGCCUACCUCACCGAGAAGCAGCGCACCAAAGUCAAGUUCCCCAACGCCGAUGUCACCGACUACACCACCCUCCCCGCCGAGCUCAACGACGAGCAGAAAGCCGACCCCCAAAAGCAGGGCUCGACCUUUACCUACGGUCUCUACGCCAACGUCCCGGCCGGCGCACAGCAGCCCGUGAGCGUGCGCUACGAGUUCACCAAGCCCGUCAUACAAUCCACACUGCUCGAGCGCGACCUCGAAGUCUCGCACUGGGGCGGCAACCUGGCCACCGAAGAGCGCUACUGGCUCGUCAACGAGGGAGCAGGCCUCAAGAACCACUUCUCCCGUGUCGAGUGGCAGAAGCAGUCGUACAUGAACCCGCCCACUUUCGCCCUGAAGGGCCUGAACCUGCCCCUCGCCCCCGGCGCUGUGGACCCCUACUUCACCGAUGACAUUGGUAACGUCUCCACCUCGCGCUUCCGCCCGGGCAAGAAGGAGAACUUGCUCGAGCUGAAGCCGCGCUACCCCGUUUUCGGCACCUGGAAGUACAGUUUCCGCGUGGGCUGGAACGCAGACCUGUCGAGCUACCUGCGCAAGCUGGCCAAGGGCGACACCUACGUUCUCAAGGUGCCAUUCCUCGAGGGCCCCCGCGCUGUCGAGGGUAUCUCGUACGGUCGUGUGAGCCUCCGUGUCAUCCUGCCCGAGGGUGCGACGAAUGUCAACUUCCAGACCACAGUGCCUGUUGUCGAGAACUCGACGAGCCUGCACAAGACGUUCAUGGAUACUGUUGGCCGUACGACGCUGACUUUGACUGUGAUCAAUUUGGUCGAUGAUUUCAGGGACAGGGACCUGAUUGUCACAUAUGAUUACCCCUGGACUGCGGGAUACAGGAAGCCUGCCGUCAUCACCCUGGGCGCAUUUGUUGUGUUCGCUUUUACAUGGGCGGUUGGCAGCAUUGACACAUCGAUUGGCAAGAAGAAGUCCGCGUAAUGAAAUGACGAAGUUGUGAAGAGGUUGAAGAAGAAAGAGAAGAAUCCUAUCGAAGUAGACGUAUGGCUGUGCAAAAAUCUGGCAUCAGUGGCAGGUACUCUAUAUCCUGUUUCUGUUAGCAAGCAUG
Molecule: messenger RNA, 1685 nt
Organism: Macroventuria anomochaeta
Lineage: Eukaryota; Fungi; Ascomycota; Dothideomycetes; Pleosporales; Didymellaceae
Product: oligosaccharyltransferase alpha subunit
Exons: 1
Coding region: 68-1558 (496 amino acids)
Cellular component (GO): oligosaccharyltransferase complex; membrane
Source: RefSeq, a predicted model, not a curated record